This is a messenger RNA of Gambusia affinis (western mosquitofish), 714 nucleotides long. Its product is annotated as gonadotropin subunit beta-1-like. Gene Ontology annotation, biological process: G protein-coupled receptor signaling pathway. Gene Ontology annotation, molecular function: hormone activity. The record is from RefSeq and is a predicted model, not a curated record. Gene Ontology annotation, cellular component: cytoplasm; extracellular region. NCBI's taxonomy places the organism in Eukaryota, Metazoa, Chordata, Actinopteri, Cyprinodontiformes, Poeciliidae. Bases 314 to 655 code for a protein of 113 amino acids. The transcript is spliced from 6 exons.
AAACAGUCUGUUUCUCUUACCGUGGUUCCAUGUCCUGUUCCCUUUGUGACAGCUCUAUUUUCAAAUCCGGAUGACUGAGAAUUUACACCGAUCUAAGUGUCCCCAUCGAUAUGUCCCCUGUAGCUCGCCUGGUGUAAUCUGGGAUGGACUCCAGCACUCUGUGACCCAGAGCACGUCUACACAGAUCUAGAAGAUGGAUGGCUGUCCUGGCUGCAGGCUCGACAAACCUUUGGAGAAAUACCCAUAAAUACCUCAGAUUUUCUCUUCACGUAGCCAAGCCAUAUGCAGGCGUCUGUGCUACACCUGGUGGAGAAUGCAGUUGGUUGUCUUUGUGGUGGUGCUAGCCCUGGGGAAGGGAUGCUUCAGCUGCAACCUGAAAAAUGUCAGCAUCCCCAUGGAGAGAUGCGGUCAGGAGGUGUGCAUCCACACCACAAUCUGUGAAGGGCUGUGCUACUCCCAGGAUCCUGUCUUUGAAAGCCCUGAAGAGGCGCCUGAGCAUAAGAUCUGCAAAGGGGACUGGUCCUACGAGGUGAAAAACAUCGAGGGGUGUCCAGGAAGCAUCACUUACCCUGUGGCUACAAACUGCUACUGUUCCACAUGCAACACAGAGGACACAUACUGCGGCCGCUUUUAUGGCCACAUACCCAGCUGCUAAACUACUCCUUUGGUCAGCAAACAUAUACUUAUUAUUGUACCUCUUUGUCUGACACUGAA